AUGCAGCGCCAACAAAAUGAGGACUUCAGGGCAUCCAACACCGAUGACAUCCAUUGGCGGCCCACGAAUGGCGCAACUGCCUGCAACCCGGUGCCACACCCAAAGCCAAGACUGGACAAUUGCGAGGAGGUCCAGGAUUCGGUGCAAGCUCCACAGGCAUCGUCAUCAGCACGUGACGAACCAGAGCCUCCGGCCCACAGCUCGCAGGUGAACAGUCGUUAUGGGGACGAUGAGGACAGUGUUUUGACGUACGACAGCCUGGUCAAGCAGGCAAUGCAGGACCCUAACACACUCAACACAGAGGAGCUUCAGUGGCUCGCGCGUGGCAUCUGUCAGACGGCAUCGAGGAGCGUCGAGCACGCAGAGAUGGCCGCAAAUUUCUGCCAGCGGAUUGCUUCGGUAAUUAUCUAG
Molecule: messenger RNA, 411 nt
Organism: Rhipicephalus sanguineus (brown dog tick)
Lineage: Eukaryota; Metazoa; Arthropoda; Arachnida; Ixodida; Ixodidae
Exons: 3
Coding region: 1-411 (136 amino acids)
Source: RefSeq, a predicted model, not a curated record